Messenger RNA from Lachancea nothofagi CBS 11611, 930 nucleotides. The record is from the annotation of a GenBank genome assembly. Lineage: Eukaryota; Fungi; Ascomycota; Saccharomycetes; Saccharomycetales; Saccharomycetaceae.
AUGGAGCAGGUUAUUGAGAACCCAGAGUCGCUCAAAUUUGAACCUCCAGUUUGUUCACACGUCUUGAACUUAAACAAAUUUCUAUCACCAGAUCAUAAAGACUCAGCACUGCUCAUAUUGAACCAAAAAAUUACAGUUGAAUGCGUCUUUGAGAAACUGUGGGCUAAUUACAAUUUGCACGUUUGUGCAGAUGGAGGUGCCAACCAGCUAUAUGAACAUUUCCAUGAGGAGGAACUGCGCUCCAAAUAUGUGCCGGACUAUAUUAUUGGAGACCUGGACUCAAUCCGAGAUGAGGUGCUGAACUUUUACUUAAGCCAUGGGGUUAUAGUAAUAAGCCAGUCGUGGCAGUACUCGACAGAUUUUACGAAAAGUCUACAACUGAUAUCGCUUCAUUUCUUCAAACCAGAGUUUCGAGAACUGCUGUCGUCCGAGCGAUUUGAACAAAACUAUGGCAUUGAUGAUUGCCAUGGUAUUGAAACUCUGUACACGGCUGAGCGUCCAAAUUGGUCUACGCGGGAUAUUGACAUGCUUGUCUUGAAUGCGAUCGAUGGCAGGUUCGAUCAAACGGUGCACUCGAUUACUCAGCUAUACAUGACAUCAAGAACUGAUGCCUACUACAAGCUAUGUUAUCUUACUUCUACAGAUAUCAUCAUGCUCAUACCAUCAGGUGGCACUUUAAUCAAGUAUAGUAAAGACUUCAAGCAGCACUGCGUUAAGAAUUGCGGUCUGCUGCCCUUGGGAGGUCCCACCGUCAUCAAGUCCACCAAAGGCCUUAAAUGGGAUGUUUGUAAUUGGCAUACAAGUAUUAUGGGAGGCAAAGUCAGCAGUAGUAAUCGUUUUGUUGGAGAAUCUUAUUGCUACUUUGAUGUUGAAGAUCCCUUGGUAUUAAGCAUUGAACUGACGCUAAGUAGAUUAGUUGAAUUCAUAUGA